AUGGUCAGAGAAAGCAUGAACUCAAACAAUCACAACUCGACUUUUGAGAAUAUGGGCCGAAAUGAGGGAACGGAAGGGGAAGUGAGUGUCGGAGAGGAGGGAAACACACCUCAGGAGAGACACAAACGGGAAGAGAGAAACCAAAGCCAUGUUUCAAUUGGUGUUACUUUAGGUCAGAAAUCACGUGAUAUUGAAAGCGAUAGAACGGAUCAAUUGUCGACACGAGUGAUGAGUAGUUCGGCCGCCGGUGGAGACAAACCCACAGUUUCUAAAAGAAAUGCCAGUAAAUUGAGGGAAAAGUUUGAAAGUAUGGCCCAAAACGAGGAAAUGGUUGUUAAACGCAGAGCCGAUGAGGAGAGGGACAGACGUCUGGAGCGCGAGAAACACGAGAUGAAGGCCGUAAAAGAGGGACAACAAGUGGUGACUAAAGCGGCGGUUAAUCCCGAGUCCGACGCAGAGAAACAAAACCCGGAUUUCGGGAAAACUGCGAAACCGAGUAAUAAUAGCGCUUCGCCGACAGGACUGACCGCUACUGCUUUGUAUGACUACAAAGCGGCCGAUUUCGAUGAGAUUAGUUUCGAUAUAAAUGAGUUGAUCACUGAUAUAGAGAUGAUCGACGAGGGCUGGUGUCGGGGCCGGUGUGGCGGCGAAGUGGGUCUCUUUCCCACCAGUUAUGUGCGAUUUAAUCAAAUGCCUAAAUCAGAAAUCACUGACAAAGCGAAUGAUAUAGAGAUCGCAUCGAUUGGUGGCAAUAGUCUAGCAAUUGAUCCCAAAUAUAAUUGUGGUUUUUUUCACUCACUUGUGGUCACCGGUGAUGACUGUGUCUACGGAUGGGGUUAUAAUAAUGAGGGACAGACGGGUUGUGGGCUACAGCACUCGACUGAAUUAAUUAUAAAAUACGUGGCGUUUAUUGUUAUCCUUAUUCCUCGUUUGCCGUCACAACUGAUGGCCAAGUCUUCAGAUGGGGUCGAAAUAACUGCCAUUUGGGACACAAUAUAA
This is a messenger RNA of Medioppia subpectinata, 999 nucleotides long. NCBI's taxonomy places the organism in Eukaryota, Metazoa, Arthropoda, Arachnida, Sarcoptiformes, Oppiidae. The record is from the annotation of a GenBank genome assembly.